Molecule: messenger RNA, 2335 nt
Organism: Epinephelus moara (kelp grouper)
Lineage: Eukaryota; Metazoa; Chordata; Actinopteri; Perciformes; Serranidae
Gene: asb1
Product: ankyrin repeat and SOCS box containing 1
Exons: 5
Coding region: 153-1205 (350 amino acids)
Biological process (GO): protein ubiquitination; intracellular signal transduction
Cellular component (GO): ubiquitin ligase complex
Molecular function (GO): protein binding
Source: RefSeq, a predicted model, not a curated record
CAGACGCCGUCAUCACAUCAACACAGUCACGUUUGUGUAUUUUGAUGUUUCUUGUCUGAUCCAGAUCGUUGGGUUUGGUCGUGUUUGGGGAGCCAGUGUCGAUCUCUCUGCCGCAGCACCAGGUCCAGGUGACGUUGUGACAUCUGAGAAGCAUGGCGGACGGUCCAGAGGCUGAUGUUGACGACCCGCCCAGUAUCAAUUUCCCUCCGCUCAUCACUGUCUCUGAUCUGCCCAGUGCCACUGCUGCAGGCCGUAACCUAAAAGAAUGGCUCCAGGAGCAGUUCUGCGACAAACCUCUGGAGCAGGAUGACAUGCGGCUGCACAAUGCAGCCUAUGUUGGAGAUCUGGACACCCUGAGGAACCUGCUGCAGGAGGACAGCUUCAGACGGCGUAUCAACGAGAAGUCUGUGUGGUGUUGUGGCUGUCUGCCCUGCACCCCUCUGCGGAUCGCAGCCACAGCAGGACACGCUGCCUGCGUGGCCUAUCUGAUCGCCCAGGGAGCUGAGGUGGACCUAGUUGAUGUUAAAGGUCAAACAGCCCUCUAUGUAGCUGUGGUGAAUGGUCACCUGGAGUGUGUGCGGAUCCUCCUUGAAGCCGGAGCCGAUCCCAACGGAAGUAGGCAUCACCGCAGCACCCCGCUGUACCACGCUGCACGGGUGGGAAGGCUGGACAUACUGCAGGAGCUCAUCAGGUUCAAUGCUGAUGUCGAUAUGGACCACCAGCUGGGUCCCCGGCUCCUCUUAAGUGCUCGCACCCUCAACACUCUGGUGGUGUGUCCUCUCUACAUCAGCGCUGCCUACCACCACCUCCACUGUUUCCGACUGUUGCUCCAGGCCGGCGCUCAGCCUGAUUUUAACUACACAGGGCCCGUCUGCCAAGAAGCUUUGACCCGCGGCCUGGCCUCCUGCCUGCUGGAUGCUGUGCUGCGACACGGAUGUGAGGUAGCCUUCAUCCACCUGCUGCUGGACCACGGGGCCAACCCAGCCCUUGUGCCCUGGGACGGGUCAGAGCUGGAGGCUCCUAAUCGGAGGAAGGUGGAUCAGGAGGCACUCAGGGUCUUUCUGGAGGCGAGGAGAAGCCCUCGCAGGCUGACAUACCUGUGUCGCAUCAGGAUCCGCAGAACGAUGGGCAAACAUCGUCUAAACCACAUACCUUCGUUACCGCUACCACCACCCAUCAAGAACUUCCUGCUUCACCAAAACUGAAAACCAUCCACCUUCUCUUCUUCUACAGAGCUCUUCCAACUCAAACCUUAAAAAAACAGCCCCAACCCCCAGGAGAGAGCAUAUUGUGAUCCCAGUUUGCUAUUUGCAUAUUAUUUUCUAAUAGUAAACAGUUAAUAAUAUUAUUUUUCAAACAUUUUGAAGUUAAGAGUUAUGUAAUACACCUAUCUUCCUAUUAUUGUAAUAAUUUAUUGAAAUGCUUCUUAACUUAUCAGAGAAGCCUUAGUACGUUCUGACUUGUGGAAAAUAUACCGGUAUGUGUAUCCAAAGUGUUUGCCUUGUGACUUCCCAAAUCACUGGGACGUGUUCUGGUCCUACUUCAACUAGCACUUUUCAGCUGAACAGCCAUAGUGAGAAUGUUAUUUGGUUUGAAGCAAUGACUUAAACACGCCAUGUGUUGAAUAUCCUGUUCAGAGGAGCUUUACUCAGAUGCAGCUUCUUGAAUUGCUCAUUUUUCUGUUUUAUGUACACUUGGAUUUAAAGGCCUUUUACUGACUCUAAGCCAGAGUGAGUGGCAGAAUGUGCAGCAACCCUGUGUUCUUAUAUUUAUACUGUAGACCACUUACAUUAUAAGUGAUCACUUGUGUGAAGUGCAAGGAUGAAAAUGUGUCCUAUAGGUUAGAUUGGAUUUUUUCUUUUAACCGUAUGCCUUAAUGUUGAGUUUUGUAAAAUGGCCUCAAAGAUUCAUCAGACAAGAAAAACUAAUGGUGGAACUGUAAAAUUUUAAGGACAAAAACAUGAACAAAAAGUUUUAAAUGAGCAAUUUAAGGUCCUGGAUCUGAACUGAAAACACUGCUAGCAAGAGAAAAGUUUACAUUUGGGGUCUACUUAUUACUAAUGUAGGUGUUACCAUCAGGUAAAAAACGUGUACUGUUUAAGCAAAUUUAACAAAACCCUCCCUGUAAAUGAAAUUUAUUUAUGAUCAUAAGAAUGACUUUGUAUUUAUUGCCCAGAAAGCUGCCUUUCUGUAAGUCUGUUGCACUGAUUGGCAUCUGUGCAUGUCUGUUGCACAGCUCUGUUAAGUUUCUCACACAUUGUUACUGGUCAACAUGAAAUGUCAGUGCGUUUAGCUUUUUGUGUCUCAUCUUUGUUUGCAUACAGUAAAUGUAUAA